CACUAUUUCUUUUGAACAGGCUAUUUUUGCUUCACACGGUUUCUCAACAACCUACUAGUAUGCAAAAUGAGGGUUUACAAAGAAUCGCGUUGUUUCGAAAGCCAUUCGCUCUGCUAGUCGCUCCUUUGGAAACCUGGGAUUUUCCAAAAGAGACAGAGAACUUCACUUUGAGUUUGGGAAUAGUUUGUGUUGGAAUAUUCGUCUACACGUGUUAAAAAGAACUUGCAUUGGUUGUGGUCUUGUUUGAGACAGCUGCUCACACGCGUUUUCGUUCGGUUUUUCACCGACGGUUUUUACUUUCUUGUUUCGCGUUAAAUUAUUAUCUUAAUGCCUCCUCUUCUGUUCGAACCAAGACCUACAGAAGUGAAAGUCGGAUGCGUAAAUCGACCCAACACUAUGUCGAGUUGUGGUAAAUGGAAAAUUGUUACUUCGUUUGAACUCGCCCAAAGAUUGAGUGAUGUUGGUACGAGUUCUUGUUCAUCGGAAAUUCUCAUUGUUGACUGCAGAUCUUUAGUAGCCUUCAACGGACUACACAUUAGAGGUGCUAUACAUGUGAAUUGCACUGGAAUAGGACGAAAAAGACUUUCACAAGGCAAAGCUAAACUAAAGGACUUAAUAUCUUCUGCCGAGGGCAAACAAAAGUUUAUCAGUGGUGGAGUGGGGACCUCGUUUGUAGUUUACGAUGAGCUGUCAACUGACCCUGAUGACUGUAAUCCUUGUCGACCGAUUUGCUUAGUUUUACAGACUCUUUUAAAAGAAGGAAAGAAUAUUUCAAUACUUAAAGGUAAGUUGGGUUUUAUUAGCACCAGUUUCUUACAUAACGCAAACGCAUAAGUACUGUAUUCGGUCAACCGCGAUUCUUAGCGCGCAUUUUGCGUACACUUUAUGUCAACAAAUGAGGGCGUCCGAUCGAGACGCGCGAUAGUUUUCCUUUGUACAAAUUAUAAUCUUCAGUUUCGUCUCCCUUGUCAGUUUUAGAUUUUAAUGCUUAAAAAGAGCCUGAAUUCGGUUUUUGUCGUGCUUAUGUUCAUGCGUAGUCGUUCGUUCGUAAACAGCUGUAACAUAAAGACAUGGUCACGUUUAAGUUAUUCUUUUGUCAAGAAAGCUUGUGUGACGCAAGUAAGGCUCAGAUACCGAAAAAGCAAUGGUCAUGCUUCGUGAUCAGUUUUGUUUGCUUGCACAGGAAAUAAUCUGACGUCGGCAUUUUUCGCUGCACGAAUUCCUAACUCUCACCACAAAACCUGUUUGUGUUGAGAGGUGAAAUUGAAAGUGUUUUAUUGGCUUUGUGGGCAACAGAUCAACCCUCGAGCAACUCCUAAUCUAUAUUCUGAACACUGACUCUUUCAUACGUUCAUUAUCAUAUUAUGUCAUACAAUCAUCCUCAUUCUGCAUUCUUUUUGUAGCAGAAAAGUUUUAAAAAAAUGACACAAAGAAGUUUAUAGUUGGAUGUCAGCAUUUAUACUGAAGAGCAACACAGAUUCUGUUUCAUUUCUGCUAUUUUUUCCUGGAUGCUAAGUAUUUUUUUAAGGAAUAAUUUUCACAGGAAUUUGUCUGGAUUGGGAUUAACAUCUGUAAGGAAUUUUGGUAUGAAAUGUGACUUAACACUGCUGUUAUGAAAAGCAUUUAAAACGCUUGCAGUCACAAAGAAUAGUAUUUAAAAGGUUUUAAUUUGCCCAAAUGUGGUAGUGCAUUGCAAACACAUUUCACACUGUCCUGAUAUCAAGCUAUUUCAAACUUCUUGGCUUUCGAAGAGAAUUCUUUUUGUAUGGUGUACUUUUACAAGUCUAUAUUGGAGCUAUCAUUGACAGUCAAUAACCAGAGAUUUUUCCAAACUAUUUUGGUUUGAGCAUGCCAGGAGAGUUAACUCUGUAAUGCCCAAUAUUCACAUGCAAAUUCUCCAUACUGAUCUCAGUACAUGUCAAACGAUCAAAACCUUCUCCCUUUGUUGACCAUUUUUUACAUUCUCAUUACCUUUUCUUUUGAUGGUGAAGGGAUGUUGUAAGGAGAAGAUUGAUGUUGGUCACUUUAUUUUCUUUCCUCCUUCAGAAGUAGGUGAAAGUUACUGCAUCAUUGCUAACUUCACUUCUCAAAACCAACAAAGCUUUCCAUUUACCUAGAGUUCUGUGGUCUUGUAUUUCUAACCACCACAUCUUGAAGCUAUAUCCUUGUUUUCGUCCAAUUCUCAAGUGUUCAAAAAAACAAACACUUCAGCUGCUGUUAUGAAUAUCCACCAGUCAGUUUCAGAUUUAAACCUUUUACUGAAAUCUCAAAGAAGUGAUCAGUAAGUAAUCGUUGCCAGCUUAUGGCACUGAACCCCAAAGGAGACAGUGCUCAUGAGCUAAAGUUGGGAAAUCUUUGUCCCACCCGUGAACGUCUUGACAGUGUUUUCAUGACUAAACAUGUUGAAAACACAAUAUCCCCUCUUCCAUGAUUGGAAAAAGCAAGUUUAUUCAGUAAUUCUCUGGACUGGGUUGUUUAAAACUGGGUUAAGAUCACCCUGGGUUAGUGCUAUAUUUUAACAAGAUUGCCACUGUUUCUUGAUCAAUGCUUAAAUAUUCAUCCGCAGAUGGUUGACUGUUGAUGGUUUAGUUAUUACUUUGCUGAAGUUAAAGCUGUUGUUUUCAGUUUUUCAUUUCCUUUUCUUCAUUCAUGUUACUCUUUCAUUCACGGUAGAUCCUUGCUGGAUCUUUAAUUUUCAGUCGUAUUCAAUUUUAAACUGGUUAUAUGUUCUUGUUCACCCCAAUAUUCGGGUAUAUCGUAAACUAGCCAUUGACUUGAAUGGGUGCUCAAUAUCAAAAUUCCUUAAAUGUCUGAAAUGUUUGAUAGAAUCUUGAAUGGUUACACAAAGGGAUAUUUUCAUCUUUUGGCUGAAAGCUGGAACAAAAUUAUAUGUCCUUAUAAUACAGUUGAACCCCGCUAUUUCGAAGAACCAAGGGAAAUGGAAAAAAAGUUCGAAAUAGCGGGGUUUCGAAAUAACCGGGGAAGCGUAAAAUUGGUAACAAUGAAUCAUUUUUUAAUAACAUACAGUACUGUAUGAAGAAAGACACUGAUUAAAUAAAAAUACAGUAAUUAUAUGUUGGAUAAAUCAGCAGAUGCUGUUGCAUUGAAAAAUCUUUGUAUGUUCUGUUCGAACUCAAAUUAAAAUGCAAUACGUUUCCAGCUGUGCUCUUAUGUACGUACUCUGUUUUUGACAAGUUCGAAAUAACGGGGUUGAUUUUAAGGUGUAGGGAAAGAACGAUGAGUUCGAAAUAGCGGGGAAUUCGAAAUAACCGAGUUCGAAAUAGCUGAUGGUAAAUGACUGAAAACAUAAGGGUAAAUCCAAGGGAAUUCGAUCUUUCUUCGAAAUAGCGGGGACUUCGAAUUAACCAAGUUCGAAAUAGCGGGGUUCGACUGUAUUGGAAAGUUAAAGACCCAGAGGUUAAACUUUACAUUGUUUUUUGUUAGCUUGGUUUAAAUUCAAUUGGAUAUUUGAGGGUAACACUGAAGAUGCAGUUUUUGAUAUGGCCGGCUGCAGUUAGAAGCUUCCUUUCACUGGAGUUUUUCAUAUUAUGCCUCCUGUUGAUGACACGUCUUUAUAUAUUUUACUGUUCAAAAUGAAAUUUAGUUUAAAAUAGUUUCAGCAUAGUUUUAGUUUCAGCUUCCUUUGUUUCGUGACCUUAGUGUUACUCACGCUUGUAAAUAAUGAAAGAACCAAAGAAAAAUGAUCAGGUUAUUGAUUUAUGUGAAUAAUAAGGGUAGGAGGCAAAGAAAAUUGAGAAUUACAUAAGCUAGAUAUUUGACCCUUUUCCUUCCUUCUUAUCUGAAAUAAGGCUGAAAAUUCUGACCUUUCAUGUUGUUCAUGUUUCGCAUCCACCAGUGAUCAGAUUUCAUUAUCCUUUUUGAGAAAAUGUGAAACUUUGACAGUUAAAACCUUUAAUCUCACCAUCAGAACAUGAAUUCUCCCUCCUCUUCCCCUACAAAUUCCCGGCCAUAGUAUACAUUUACUACAUAAGUGUAUUGUUUGAUGAUUUUUUUAUUUCUUACUGCUUCUCUGAGUGAUUAAAGUUUGUCAUAACAAGGGAGAAAUUCCAAGCUCAUAGCUAUGUAGGGGUUAUAGCUUUAAAACUUAACCAAGGUUAUAAAUUUAAAUAUGUUUUGCAUGUCAUCUGGUUUUCUGGAAAGUUACACUUAUUUCUCCCAUGGAGUAAACUCAACUUUCCUAGCCUUCUUAAGUUGGAAGAAUGGGUUUGAAAUGUUAGGAGUUCCAAAGGUCACAAGGAAAUUAAAUGUGCUUAAAAGGGAAAGUGACUGUUUUUGAAAAAGAAUCGAGCUAUAUCUCAAAUAAAAAGAAGGGAUGGUUGGUUUGGUUAAUUCUGUGAUAGCUGAUUCUCUCAAGCAGAAUAAUUUUCUCUAAAUUUUUGCUCUUGACAUAUAAUUUACAACAUUUAGGAUACAAUUUCCUUGAGGUAAUAAUUUUUAUUUACCAGGGGUGGGGGGUAGGGUCAGUUAGUAGCAAUGAAAAUAUGGAAGAACUCAUCCAGAACAAUUGUGUUAGGUAACAGCAUGGCUAGUGAACUGGAAACGUAGGCAGAUUUAGCUGACUUAAUACAGUAGGUCACUAAGCUAUCUUGAGCAAGAUGUGAUUAAAAUAAAUUUUCUUUCAUCAGCAAAAUAUGGUCAUGUCACAAGGUGGUUUACAAGUAAUUGUAUGCUUUCACUUUUCAAUAUGAAUAGCUGAUUUGAAGGAUUUCUACUGAUUAAUUUGGAGUCUGUCAUUUCAUACUUGCAUGUAUUUUUAAUCAGGGUUUCCUCAGGAUCAGGUAAUUACAUUAAGGGUCAUUUAAUUUCUUCAAUUAAUUCUGCUGUUCUCAUUGACCCAUUAAAUGGUAUAUUUGGUUUUGGAGUUAGGUUAAUUUAUAGAAGUAAGCUCUCACAUAAACCUCCCACUGUUUCGUCUCCUUUAUAUGCUAAAUCAGAUCUAAUUCUCUCAAUAUUGCUGUUAUAAUAGCUAGACGUGAACGAUUUCCUUAUCAAGUUUAGCCUGAGUGGGCAUUAAGGCCCAUAUUGGCACGGUCGAUGCAGACCACUGAGUUGAAAGACUUUACAACACUGACUUCACCCUUCUGAUAUUUUUGUUUCACUAAAUAUGUGUGGUUAUGUGGUUCACAUGUUUUACUUCAAAGUAGCAACUAGGUUCAGUAAUUAAGAAACAACCUGGACAGAACUUGACUGUAAUGCCUUGUAGAAUUUUGUCCUUGGCACCGUUGGAAAUACCAGUGAAAAAAACCGUUGGUGAGUAAGUGAGGAAGUAAUUGACUGAGUGGAAUAGCAGCUUCAUAAUUUCAAGGUCUUACUGUGGGUCAAUUUUGGGCAAUUACAUAUAGGGUUCUAGCUUUUAAGUCAUGAAUGAAAUCCAAUAAUGUGACCACUCUAAUAACACUUCUUUCGACAUACCGUAGUUUUGUCUAAUACCCUUCAUUUUUCAAUAUUCUACCACAUGAAGUUUGGGAGUUAAGUAGAAUUUUGCUGAUUGGAUGUGUACUCUUGUGAGUGGAAAGGAAAACUGUCUUGCCUAGAGUUAUGGAGAUAUGAAACAGAUUUUUAAAUUUGGACUGAAAUGAAGUGCACUUAGUCGUAUUUUAAACUGGUACUGUUUGCUUUAAAACAAUUCGAAAAGAUUAAAUUGGGAUUUUAUUUAAUUAAUUUUUCUGAUUGUAUAAUCUGGAGGGUGAAAAAAAACAUUUAUAAACGAUAUUUGGAAUGCUUCUCGGUGUUUGGAUUUCAGCACCGUUGGAAAUAGCAUUUGAUAAUUUGAGAGGCAGUCAAGUAAUUGCAGCGGCAAUAAUAUUGUUCUCGCUCAAUUUCAUCAGAUUCAGCACUUGUGAAAUGCGACGUUUGAACCGCGCCUUACAUGUAAAUCCGUUUUUUUUUUAUACAAGGUAAAAUUGUACUCAUUAGUGUUUGGUUACAACUUCUUGUGCGAGAUUCCGUUAUGCCAUUCGUUAGGUCGCUUAAGCAUGCUUUUGCUCUGGAAAAGUUCAUCUUCACCUCGAGCACGCCCAGUUGUGUCGUAGUUUUUUCAAUGUAUGGGUUAAGUGCUUUUGAAUGGCCGUUUUGAGAAGUUCCCGUAACCUGCCGUUUUAUUGAAAGUGUUCUGUACAAUUAGCUUGAAGAACUUUGACCACUUUUAAUAAUCGUUUCGCGGACAGAGACUAGAACUUGUGUACAUGUGCGCGAGUGAAAGGUGAUAAGUUUGAUGAGUGAAUUUUUUUUACUUUUCUGAUGUUGUUAUGUAUGGACGAAACAUACUACACCUAUUCACGGUCAAUUUAUUUAUUUAACUUUUUUUUCACCGUGCUUCAGGUAUGUUAUUUGAAGGACGGAGGGUUAACUAGUUUGUUGACUUACGUUCUUUAAAAAAACAAAAAAAAAACGUUUAGUAGCCUGAGAACCACUCAUAGCUUCGAUUCACAUCAGGCACAGCUUUCUUUAGGUUGUCUGCAGUGUCGUUUCUUGAGGUUUGUUUAUUUUUCGAAAAGCAUCAAAGCAUUUCUCUGUUUAUCAAUGAUGUUGUGGUUUGCAUUUUAAAUUCCACAUUUUCACUUUCCAAAAAGAAAAAAUCAUGUUUCUUGACUUGUCGCAGAAGUUUCGCUUCCUAGUGUUGAUGGGAAACUUCUUUGGUAAUUUGUUUUCUCAAGACCUUCAAUGAUUUAAACCGUUAAUCGUCUGUCUGUCGCUCUGUGAACUGAGUGAAACUCGGGAGGUCGACUUGUGGCAAGUCUAUGCGGUACCUUGCAAUUGUCUAAUAAAGCUUGUAUCACCUCCAGCUAUGUGGACGAUAUUUCCUUCGAGGUCUUUAGAUAACGGUGUUUGGGUGAGUUAGUUGCACUUUGAGUCAAGAUGUUAAAUUGCGCUUGACCACCCUGUUCGUUCGCGGAUAGACUGGAAAUAAGCCAUUAGACACUGUCAAAUUACCUCAUGACAGCAUAGAAGCUCUUUAUUUUCUUUAUCCAGCAUAAAUUCUACUGUUGCAAAAACCCGCGGGCACUCAGAGGCGUAUCUUGCCUGUCAAAGUUGGGCGGACACGUGAAUGGUUCCAUGUUAGUCGGCCAGCCUUUUUCCCGAUACGAUUCAUUUCUGGAGUCUUUCGUAGCGCGUAUUUAGCCUUCGAUCGCUAAUUUGAACGCAUUUUGUGCAAUCGCAACGGCAAAAAUCGCAGGUAAUUGAGCAAGCUGAAAAGUCUUGGUUGACAGGUGUUUUGGCAGUGAGGCACCAGUGCGUAACACUGGAAAAUAAUUAGUCAAGCUAAAGCGAGUGUAAUUGUUAAGUCAUUAUUAAGUAAUACCUGCCCGUUUCUCUUUUCUCAAUGACCUAAUGGCGUCGUUCUCUUUACGUAUGUUUGUGGUGAAAUUAGAAACUGUGGCGAGUCUUAUAGUUUGUAGAAGAACAACUGCAAAAACAACGAGGAAAUAUGAACGCGCGGUGCUUUGGAACGCGAGUGGGGCUCUUGCAAAGACGGCGCUCUCAUCUUACUGGUAAUUGUGCACCUUAAUAACUGUGUUGGCUGCCCAACAGUGCACUUGUAUGCUAUAACAGGUGGUUGUCUUCAAAGUCAACAGUCGUACUUCCAAGUUGCUGGACCUUUUUCUGCAGUUAUUAAGUUGCAAAGAAGUACCUCGACAAAACGUAUCUUGGGGUUGUUACAAGCGCGAUCAGUUUAGCUUUCUUCAGUCUCCAGAGCCUUUCAAUAAUCAGAGUUGUGUUUUGUCAUUCUUCGCUUGACUUGACAUCUUAUUAUAACUUUGAUAACAGCGAGAAAGUCAGCUUGGAUUUGUUUGUUUCCUGCAUUGAGUUAACUUUUCGUGGGUUUGAACGCUCACUUUGCAGUGAUCUUUUUGUACUGGAGUGUGGUGAGAACUUGUCAAAAGCUGCAGGCGCUCUUCCGGUUUUCUUAUUGUUGACUAUACAAUCACUUCCGGUGCCGUAGUUAUGUUUGGUACCCGCUGUCGCAUAAAGAUGUUCAACCGUCUAAGUUGUUUCCCUGGUUUCAUUCUAAGACCCUGGUGCAAUUGUUUAGCCUCAUUAUUGCCUGUUGUUGUUGUUUUUUUUUUCAAAAUUGGUGCUUGUUAUGGACGGUUCCCGUUGGUAUUUACCUAUUUUAGCGCGUUUCUCCGGGUCUUCAUUCUCCUUGUAGCUGCUAAUUGUUCCAGGUUGUCAUUAUGGGUAGUACUGUUUAUGCAACGAUAUGCGCGGCUCAAAUUCUAGCUGAAGUAGAAGCCGAUAUGCUAAGAAAAAUCAACUCCCGAUGCUGAAUUCUAAGAAUUCUUUUGAAAUCAUGGUCAAGCGCCCCACGGGCCCUUCCCCUGGAUGCGCCACUGCAGUGGGACCCCGCCUUACGACCACCCUGUUUAUACAACCACCUCGUUAUUACGACCCUAUUCUUUCGACCCAAAUGUAAAAAUCACCGAGUUAUUUUAUUUUUUUGAAGAGCUCUUUAAUACGACCACCUCGUUAUUACGACCAGGAUUUUAUGACCCAACGGUGGUCACUUUAACCCUUUAAACCUUAACAUCAAAAUUCAAAUUCUCAUUUGUUAUCCCUGUACGUGAAAACCACCAUUAAAAACCGUUUGUUGUUUGGUAAUUUGUUUUUCUCACAGGAGGACUAAAGGAAUUUUGUAGGGACUAUCAGAACUUAUGCGAAAACGUUCCGGUUAAUAUCUGCCAAUCUGCGGACUUCCCACCCUCUCCGACCACAUGUGAACCUGUCCCAGGUCGCCCUCAGGGAACGCCCGUUACGGCCAUUCUACCUUAUCUGUAUCUUGGCAACGAAGAAGGCGCCGCUGACGAAGCCUUGAUUGACAGGCUGUCAAUCAAGUACAUCCUUAACUUGACGCCGCGAUGUCCGAAUUUUUUCAGCCAGCGGCCAGACAUUCAUUAUAAGCAGAUUAAAAUACACGACUCGAAUCAAGAGGACAUCGGUCAGCACUUCGAUGAAGCAAUUCAGUUUAUUGGUAAGUUAAAAUACAGUACUUCAUUGGUGAGAAUUGGGAAACGGCGCUCUGGUAGAAACACAAGCGAUUUGGUUUUCGAGUUAAGCGCGAACCAUCUCGUGAAUUUGUCCAGAUGGACCAAAAAUGGGUGUUUUAUAAGAGAGUGCUUGCUUAUUUCAAGCUGUGAAAGGUGUAUUGCGCUAGAACAAACAGGCAUUUUGAGCCACGUAUCAAGGCGCAACUCAGCGCACCAUUUCGCCAGGAGGUAAGUUCGUUUAUGCUAACACUAACAAGCACUAUCCUAAUUGUGUGAAGCAACAAAUGGGUAACCUGGCUUUCCCAGAAGGACACGUGACUAUUUCAGACAGUUACAAGAUAAACGAACAAGUGUUUGAAAAGUUUGUUCUUGUGUGUUCUUUAGUUGAUGGGAUAUUCCUGUCUUGGUGUCAUGGCGCCUUUAUUGUUGGGAGGCCUGUGGUGUCAUGGCGCUUUGUUACUGGGAUACCUGUGGAACUGUGUCGUGUCCUCCUCGUGCAGUACUGCGAGGCACGGUUCCAAUCUGUAUCAGAAUUUCCCAGUGUAUACCGGUGGCAAACGAAGAAGAACUGAAGACAGAUGGACUUGUGUCACCGGUGAAUGAGGGAAGGAUCAAUCAUCAAAGUCAAGAAUAGAAGUCAAACAUGAGUUGGGUUACUUCGACAAGUAAUUACAAAAUUCAUUUCUCGUUAAACACGCAGUAUAUUAAACCCAUCUAAUGAUAUGGAAUACCAUGAAUUGCGAUCAAGUAACGCAACUUCGUUUCUCACGGUUUUCUUUCUUUCGCAGACGAAGCCCGUGAACACGGAUAUGGUGUUCUUGUUCACUGUCACGCCGGUGUGUCACGCUCGGCGACCGUGACAGUAGCCUACAUCAUGAAGCAACAAGGCCUGUGCCUAGGUGACGCAUACAAAUUUGUCAAGGAGCUGAGACCAGUGAUUUCGCCAAACUUAAACUUCAUGGGGCAACUCCUUAAGUACGAGAAAAACAGGAGAAACGGCGACUGUUCCUGAGGCUGUCACCAUUGGUGGCUUGUCACGUUGUUGUCACGCAUUAUGGUUGCGUUAUUUUGAUGCACGCGUGUUUGGUACAGUGUAGAUGCCGAAAUCUUACCACACACGCCUCCUUUGCAGAGGUUAUUCAACAGAGAACUGAAAACAAAGGAAACCAUUGGACCCCACUUAACGUUUGUAUAUACUACAAUCGAAAAUAUUAAGUAUGAAGAAGUAUUUAAUAAUAUAAUAUUAUCAAUAAUUUAAUCGCUUUAUCUAACAUUGGAAACAUGAAAUAGAUGGUGCUUGACCUAUCUUUAUUUUGAUAAAAGUUAGAUAAUCUUGGUAGUUUUGUAGUUUGUAGUCUUAGUUUGUAGUUUUUUUAGGUAAUCCUAAACACAAAGCAGCUCCUUCUUGAACGGGUUGGUUGCCAAACGUUGUACCAGUUGAGUUAGAUUGCUUGAACUUUUAACCAUAGCAUAUUGUUGACGGGGCUCGUAGUAUUUGUUACUCCAAAUUCUAGUUGCCAUUUCUUCAACAGGACUUUGUCAAAACGAUUUUUAACGACUUGAGAUGCAAACAAUUCGCCACUCUAGAAAAGAAAGGAGACUGGACCGAGGUAACUUUCGCAAAGACUCAUGGGACUGUCACUGGGGAGAGGGAAAAAUAUUGGUUACUAGCUCUCCUAGUCUGUCUGUCGUCACGCAACGCUCCCCUGGGGAGGGGCGUUGCGUGACGACACUAAAAGCGGCUGUAUAGUAGAGUAUGACUGUCCGGAAGUCCUUGCGAAAGCUAUCUCAGUGUAAUUUCCUUCUCGUUUCUAAAGUGACGAAUUUCCUUUCAUUCUAAGGCGACGAAACUUGCUUCUUAUCUAACCUUUGCCCUCUUAAUUCAGCGAACUACGUUGAAGAAAAUUAUAAUUUGUAGCAUCCAUAUCUGGCGAGUGAGAUUAAAAAGAUAAAUAUAGUGCAAGAGGUUAGUGGUUAAUUAAGUCCGAGUAGACAGUUUUUGUUUGAGGAGUGGAGCAUUUAGGUUUAAAGCCGCGAUUUGUACGCUGUUGAAAAGAAACUUAAGUGCGCUUGGUCUCUCAGACGCUGGUUGUCAAAUAUGAUAAGUACUGUGUACUUUUUGUCGUAGAGCAGUUUUCAGUUGAGUGUUGAAAGUAAUUCCGUGAAGGCUUUGGGUUAAUAAUUUUACGUUUUGUGACUGGCUGAAAAAUGUCACGCCAUAUUUUUCUAACCCCUGGCUUACACGUAUUUCCCGUGCUUGGUACCCGAUACGCGGGUUUGGUUCAAGUUGUGAUACUGGUCGUGUCUUGGUCUGCCGCUUUUUCCCUCGCUUGGUGAUUGAGAUGUAAUUGGUUUAUCAGGUCGUGUUUUCACGACACUCGCUGGAAAACUGCUCUAGUUACACUGGCGGUAUCGCUUGAUUCUCAGACUGUUUGACGUCGCCCGGAGGUGCGAGUGUCGCUUGGCAACGGGGGACCUUCUAAGGAUCAAGCCCAUAUAGCAAAAAUAUGAAAAAACUAAAUUAUAUGAAUUGCGUAUAUAUAUAUAAAUACUAAAGACAUAAGUCGUAACAGUAAAUACCGUUCCAGAAAGCAUUAACAUAGACCCGCGUUAUUUAAAUAUCAUACAAUGCAACCGACCAACAUACAAAAUCUUAGUACAUUUGUACUAUACAACAGGAAACAACCUGUUGCUUUCUCCUGAAUUCGUCUCAAAAGGUCAAAGAUUGGGCCUCGCUUUCAAGUCGAGGUUAACAAAUUCUUGCCGAAUCCUUUGCUUAGUGAGAAUUUACAUGGGACGACAUUUGUUUCGCCGUGAGUCGAAGGAUCUUUAAGCACAACUUUGCUACUGUGACUUGGGCUGAUAUGCCAUCUGUUUCUCUUGGUGUUUUCAUUUCAUUCAACCUUUUUUCUCUUUUUUUUUUUGGUUUCCUUUUCGCGACAGCGAAGAAAAAUAAUGCAUAAACGUGUUACCUUCUAAAUAUCGCAGAUGAAGAGCGGUUUUUUGUGACCCAAUAAGUUGCUCAGUUAAGUAUUAGGAAGUCUCCAUAUGAUCUACAUUAUAUUGUGUGGUGUGAAAACUGUAGGACAAUUUUAAAGCAAAUGUCACCCGCCUUGUGGAGAUCCACUUUUCAAAGUAAAUAGUAGUUAACAGUAGUAACAGUAGUUAACGGCUGUACCAAUAAACGUAAUACGAAUAUAUAUGACAAGUUAUUGCAAAAUAGCUCGGCAUUUUUAUACCAAUUAUAUUUUAGCAGGAAUACUACCUUCAGCUUAAACCCAGAGAUCUCCAAGUACAAGGUGAUUUACCGCUGUUAUUAGUACUGUGGGCCUAGGUAAUUUGAAUAUUUCGUUCGAAUAGUCGCACAUAAAAAGUUUAUCCAUACUCGAAAGUUAUAAUCCUAGCGCAUAUAAUAGUAAACGGCAGUCAUUCAUAUGAGUAGUCAUAGGGGCAUAAUAGACUUACUAGCAGGAACGUAUUCUAAAACAGCUGUUAGGAAAGUGAGCUUCAACUCUUUUAAGUGCCAGCAAUAUUGUUCAGUAUCACAUUUGCCUUUAAUUCCCAAAAAUGAUCAACUUCAAUAUUCUCCUAACAACUUCAAUACAUAAUCAAGAGAAAAAGUUUCUGAGAAUUAACAAAAUUAUCACCUACAGGAAAAUCCUUUAAUCUAGUAUCGAAUUCUCUCAACUUUAUCUUUAAUGAAAUUUAUGGAGAUCAGUGUGGAGAAUUUGUAUGUGUAUAUUGGGACAUGUUAAGACGUUCAUGAGAACUGACUACUUGAACAACAUUGGUUAAAAAAAAUGCAACAACUAUCACUGUAAGACUGAAAUUUUAGUGGACCAUUGAGAAGUUUUUUUUUGAGCUAAAACUGGCUAAAGAAUUUAUGACAUGCUAGUGUUACAAGGAUUGGUCCUGUUCGUUAUUGUCGACAGUAAAAUCCCGAGAAUUUUUCAAGGUUUCGUACAUUUUCGUUUGUGUUUUUAAUCAUUGUUUUAUCUCGUGUUUUAUUUCUGAUUUCCAGACACAGGCACAAAUUUAAAGUUCGCCGAUUAAUUUACGCUUAGACGAAACCGUUGUGUAGAAAUGUCAGGUUGAUGUUUUGUAAUGAUAGGUUAUGCCAGCAAAUGUGUUGAUUUUUGCAAUAAAACUGAGUGAACCUUCUAUGUUUGCUUAUUGGU
Molecule: messenger RNA, 13186 nt
Organism: Porites lobata
Lineage: Eukaryota; Metazoa; Cnidaria; Anthozoa; Scleractinia; Poritidae
Source: the annotation of a GenBank genome assembly